Messenger RNA from Iphiclides podalirius (scarce swallowtail), 210 nucleotides. The record is from the annotation of a GenBank genome assembly. Lineage: Eukaryota; Metazoa; Arthropoda; Insecta; Lepidoptera; Papilionidae.
AUGGGCGCGCACGUGCUGCCGCCAGCCGCCCGUGGCGCACCAACCAUUAUCUGGGCUGGGUCUCUAUAUAUGCUUACACUUAUAGGUGCGGCGUGUGUAGAGCCGUUACAAUGGCCAGAAGUGAAGUCCGCGAUCAUAUCGAGUAUGGUAAUGGCGGCGGUGGUGCCGCGGCGCGUGGGCAGGCUGCGCGGGCGAGGCGCGCGUGUCAAA